AUGGAUGAAGAAAUUGGUGUGCCACCUAUAUCUGAAGUUUGGUUGGCUACACAUGGAUUUGUAAAUGAGAAUGGCUCACAAGAUUUUCAUGAUUCCGAAUCAUCAAGAAUAUAUGAAGAAAUGCAAAGAAUUGAGAAUCAACCAAAAGAUUCUAAUGAACCAAUUGCUAAUCCAGAUGAUGUUUUAAAGGAGGUAUGUGGGACAAAAUCAGGUUAUGUACGUGGUAGAGGUUUAGGAUACAUAGCACGUAAAAAGGGUGUGGCUAUAAGUACUGCAAAUAAUGAUCAAGUUGCAGAACUUAGGCGUCAAGUAGCAGAAAUGACUGAUCGGAUACAAAUGCAAGAACGACUCCAUAAAGAAUUCUUGGAAAGACUCGAUAGUAUGCAUAAUGGAUUUCAGUUUACAAAUAGUCAAGUUGAUUCGGAUAACAUGUGAUUAGGCGGAGCAGUGGCAUAAUUUUCAUGAAGAUUAUGAAAUCAAGUUAAUGUUAUUUUCAUUUUUUAUACAUUUUUAUCUUACUGCAUUUUUUUAGAUAGUUUUUGGUAGAUUUGUUUUUAACAUUUAUUUUUUAUGUUAGACAUAAUUUUUAGUUUCAGUGGAUUAUUGUUUGUUCGAUUUUAAAUGAUAUAAUAGAAUUAUUUUGAAUGAUAUAAUAGAAUUAAAGAUUCAGAUCAUUUA
This is a messenger RNA of Mercurialis annua (annual mercury), 678 nucleotides long. RefSeq lists its product as uncharacterized. The coding region runs from base 1 to 435 and encodes 144 amino acids. NCBI's taxonomy places the organism in Eukaryota, Viridiplantae, Streptophyta, Magnoliopsida, Malpighiales, Euphorbiaceae. The transcript is spliced from 3 exons. The record is from RefSeq and is a predicted model, not a curated record.